Molecule: messenger RNA, 8008 nt
Organism: Varroa destructor (honeybee mite)
Lineage: Eukaryota; Metazoa; Arthropoda; Arachnida; Mesostigmata; Varroidae
Gene: Hcf
Product: Host cell factor
Biological process (GO): regulation of DNA-templated transcription; chromatin remodeling
Cellular component (GO): histone methyltransferase complex
Molecular function (GO): transcription coactivator activity; protein binding
Source: RefSeq, a predicted model, not a curated record
UAAAACUCACAAAUUGUAUGUUUUAUUCGUUGUGUUGAACUCUUCACAAGAAAAAUGGUGGCGUAAUUUUUGUUUUAAGCUGACUAUUAACGUUAUUGGAAAACCAGCCAACGUUCUGUGUGACGCAAAAUUGGCGUCUCGAAAUGCCGGCGCGCGAUCCCACAAUGCUCAGCUCCUCAGAAGGCUGUGUUGCCAAGAUGGCGACCCCCUGCCUGAAGUGGAAAAAAGUUACAAAUACGUCGGGUCCAGCGCCUCGGCCCCGUCAUGGACAUCGCGCAGUGGCGAUUAAGGACCUUAUGAUCGUCUUUGGCGGUGGUAAUGAAGGAAUCGUCGACGAACUUCACGUCUAUAACACAACAACGAACCAAUGGUUUGUUCCACCUGUGAAGGGGGAUGUACCGCCCGGUUGCGCCGCCUAUGGCUUCGUUUGUGACAAUACACGCCUCCUCGUCUUCGGCGGUAUGGUUGAGUAUGGCAAGUAUUCGAAUGAACUGUACGAGCUGCAGGCGUCGCGCUGGGAAUGGAAACGUCUUAAGCCUCGGCCGCCGAAAAAUGCACCGCCACCGUGCCCACGACUAGGUCACUCGUUUACAUUAAUAGGCAACAAGGUUUAUCUGUUCGGUGGACUUGCUAACGAGAGCGAUGAUCCGAAGAACAACGUUCCUCGUUACCUCAACGAUUUGUACACGCUCGAGUUACGUCCGUUUUCCUCCGUGAUGAACUGGGAUGUUCCGCCAGUAGCUGGAACUCCGCCGCCACCUCGUGAAAGCCAUACUGCGGUUGCCUAUCAAAUGAAGGAUAAGCGCGCUCGUUUGAUUGUCUAUGGUGGGAUGAGUGGUUGCCGACUGGGUGAUCUGUGGUUACUCGACGUCGACUCAAUGGCCUGGUUCAAACCGACUGUAAGCGGUGUCCCACCCCUACCACGAUCGCUUCAUUCGGCCACACUAAUUGGACAACGUAUGUUUGUUUUUGGCGGUUGGGUCCCACUGGUAAUGGAGGACUCGAAGAAUGCGACGCACGAGAAGGAGUGGAAAUGUACCAACACGUUGGCGUCACUCAACCUUGAAUCGAUGGCUUGGGAAGGCCUACAUAUGGAGUGCUACGAGGAUACGGCCCCAAGGGCUCGAGCUGGCCAUUGCGCUGUUGCUAUUAACUCGCGUCUAUUCAUAUGGUCGGGUCGUGAUGGGUACCGUAAGGCGUGGAAUAAUCAGGUUUGCUGCAAGGAUCUUUGGUUCCUAGAAAGCGAAAAGCCAGCGGCACCUACACGUGUCCAGCUUGUUCGUGCGUCGACGACGACACUUGAAGUAUGCUGGGGUGCCGUACCGACAGCCGAGCAGUACUUGCUUCAAGUUCAGAAAUACGAUAUACCUCCACCGCCACCUCCAGCAACGACUGUUCCUCCCGCGCCUGUGGUGCAGACGCCGCCAGCGGUCGCAGUUCCACCCCCGCAACCUCAGCCGCCUCCACAGCCUCAACCUCAAGUGCAUCCGCCACCGCAGCCUUUACAAGCUCAACCUCAGCCUAUGGCACAGAUUCAACACAUAGCUACCCCAACAACGAUGCAGAUCACCCCAACGGCACAAAAGAUUCACGCGCAGACUAAUGUAACACCUAUUACAACCACUACGCCACUUUCUGCCGCAAAAGUUCAUACAAGGUUGGUAUCGCCUGGCCAGCUUGUCAGGGGUCCAUCCCCUCGUACCCCUAUGUCAACAGUUCGCGUGGCCACACCAGGCGCCCGCACUGCCACCCCUGGGGUUACAGUGGUUCGUUCACGAGCACCUGCUUCGCAGCAGAUUCGUGUCAUCGGCACGGGCCAGCAGGUAGUAAAGACCGGAACUGGUCAAGUUAUGACACCAGUAAAGAUAGUCAGCCAACAAUCCCUGCAAGGUGGCACGCAAACUGUCCGUUUAGCUAGCCCUACCACCCUUCUGAAAUCACCUGGCGCUGCGGGAGGCAAGCAGGUUAUUACCGUACAUAAACCAAGCGGGACCAUGAUGGCCGGACAUACAGUGACUACUAUGGCGCAUCACCAUCCCAUGGGGGUCAAUGUUGGAACCGCUCAGGGGGUUACCGGAGGCGUCAGUGUUGCAAAAACAGGACAACAGCAACCACAGAUUGUGACUCUCGUAAAGACCCAACAGGGCGUUACGCUUGCGACAGUUCCUAAGGUGUCAUUAAUCCAGCCAGGUGGCACUAAAACACCACAGACUGCCCACGUGCAGGCGACAAGCAAGGCUGGUGGUGGGACGACGAUUGUCAAGCUUGUGACAACACAAGCUGGCGGGACUACCCCAGCUGGGACCAAGAUUAUUCAGGGCCAGCAAAGUCCAACGAUAUUGUCGUUGCCCGGCGGCCAGCAGAAAAUGUCUACGAUUAUUCGAACGCUGCCAUCCAGCAUGGUCACUGUGGCCAAGCCAGCUGUCGGUGUAGGUACUGGAACAAUUACAACGUCUGGCAAAGGCAAGCAGACGAUUGUAAUUUCCGCCCCGAAAGGCUCGCCAAUGGCGCAGAAAGUAUUAACUACCGGUGGCGUCAAACAGCCUCAGCAGAUUAUUGUUGUGACGAAUCCUGGCGCUGUUAAAUCUGCCCAAACAGUCACCACCGUACAGGCCGGGGCUGCUCAGAAACAAGGGGUCAAAAUGAUCGUCGUUAGCCAGGGUGGACAAGCCGUCAGGGCUCCACAAACGUUUACUCUGUCAGGCAACACGGCCACGACCAUGAGUCAGGCCGGUCAGCCUAUCACAAUCACGAUGCCUAAGCCGGCCGGCCAAAAGGUCGUAACAGUUGUGCAGGGCCAACCUCAGGUUCAGUUACAAGCGGGUCAGCAGGUGGUUACCACAAGCCAUCAUCAGCCCCAGACCACAGUACAGGUUCAAACCAGUCAUUUGCUUCAUCAGCAGCAUCCUGAUCCCGAACACACUCGUGCGUGCAAUGAUGAAGCCGUUAUGACUGAUGACGAAGGACGUCUAUCGCGGUGGGGAAGUAACAGCAGUAUGAACUCGCUUUCUGAAUCCGAACCUGAAAUCGCUCUUCCUGGAGCGACCGACGAGAUGGGUGUUAUGACCGAGGACGAACAACCGACGGAAGGUGGCGUCGAAGGCGCGGUUGAAGCGCCCUCGGAAAUCCCACCGGGGGCAAUACCAGAAGAGGCCGUACCUCAACAACCCGGCGAAGCAGAUGACCCACAGGAAGGCAUCGAAGGUGUUGAGUCUAUGGUAGUCGAAGGGGACGAAGAUGCGGAGGUGGCGGCUUCGGAUGCUGCAGCUGCAGCCGCCGAAGCCGUCCUUUCAGGCGCCGCAGAUGAUGAAGCCCAACAAGAACUUGCUGGAGCUACUGCAACCGGUUCUGAUGAGACUGCAAGCGAUCUCGUUGCAAAUUCAGUUGCCGAGGGCACGGAGCUCACUUCGACAGCCACUGCUGAAGGCUCUAGUACUCCAGCAGAUUUAGCUGGAGUUACUGCUGCCGAAAGCGCUGAAUUGUCCGAGGCUGUUGCAGCGGCUGCUGCUGCUGGUGACGCUGAAGUUGCUGCCGCAGCCGAAGCUGAAGCAGCUGCAGCUGCUGAAGCCGAAGCGGCUGCCGCUGCUGAAGCUGCUGCUGCCGCUGCUACUCAUGUCGAAGGGGUGACACAGGAAGAGGCUGAUGCUCUUGGUCAAGCGAUGGCCGAUGCGGCUGUUGCCUUAAGCGAAGGACAUUCGGAAGAGGACCCUGCGUUGGUUGCGGUCGUGGCUCAGGCGCAGAUGCAGGCGGCGGCGGCUGUUGCUGCGGUUGAGGCCGCAGAUGGUGCUGAAGCUGGCGCUGGUGUUGUUGAAGGGGCAAGUAGUGAGCCGCCACAAGUAGAGAUGACGCCAGAAGAAGCUCAGAUGCUUGCGAUGGAGAAUCCUGGGGCGUUGCCGCCUGAACAGAUGUGUGCUGAUGACCCGCCGAUUGAAGACGACCAACUUCAGAAUCAAAUGGCUGCCGAUGCUCUGGUUGCCGCUGAGGCUGCCGCAGUUGUCGGUGCAAACGGUCAGGUCAGCGCACAACCGCCUGCAACAACCGCACAGACUGCAGAUCCCCUUGCAACACUAGCAUCUGCUGCGAUCUCAUCAAUACAGCCAGCUGCCGAGGAGCCUCCACAAGCUCCACAGAGUCAGCAGCAACUGGUCUCGCAGGUAGCUAUUCCUGGCCAACAGCAACAGGAUGCUGCGGUCGCCUCGAUCACGCAGGUAAUUAAGGACGAAAAUGGCACAGCUGGCUCUGAGCCAGUUGUUUCUGCCGCGUUGUCAGCGCCAGUCGUUAAGAGCGAACCUAGAGAACCACCUGCUAUUGAAGUGCCCUCAACGCCACAAUCAGGUGUAUGGUAUGAUGUGGGCGUAGUUACAGAGACAAAUAUGCUUGUGUCCAAGUUUAACUUUCCACAGAGCGGUCAAGCCAUCUCAGACGACACGACAACAGUGACAGAUUUCAGCAGCUACCUCAAGGUUGAACUUCAGCCUGGCACCGCGUAUAAGUUCCGAGUGGCUGCGAUCAAUGCCUGCGGUCGUGGAUCAUUUAGUGAAGUGUCAGCAUUCAAGACGUGUCUACCUGGUUUCCCAGGUGCUCCAUCCAACAUUAAGAUCAGUAAAGGCCCGAACGGAGCUCAGCUAUCGUGGGAACCUCCGCAGAACACCGCCGGCGAAAUUCAAGAAUAUUCGGUGUAUCUGGCUGUAAGGCCGCAAGAUAAAUCAUCCAACCCGAGUCAACUGGCUUUUGUUCGCGUUUACUUUGGUCAGGCUCCGGCAUGCACCGUCAGUCAAAACCAUUUGGUGAGUGCGCACGUUGACACGUCCAACAAGCCUGCAAUCAUUUUCCGUAUUGCCGCACGCAACGAAAAGGGCUACGGACCCGCUACACAGGUGAGGUGGCUCCAGGACAACAACAUGAAUAGCUCGAACCACCGCGGGGGUGGCAUUAAGAGGACAGCACCAGCCUCAGGUCAGGCUGUCAAAAAAAUGAAGUCCGAAUAAUAGGUAAAGCUAAGUAUGAAAUCAGGCAAAAAAGGAAAACAUCAAUAUCAUCACCAUAAACUAUUACUAAUUAAAAAAAAAACAUUUUCAUCCAUUUUGAGCUCUUCUCCAAGGCUACAAAAAUCGCUUUGGAGUAGGCCUGGGAGCUGCGAUACGGGUUACGCAGCUUUUGUGGCACAUACGAAUCGCGCAAUGUACAUAUGCUAUUAAACAAUAAAGGCUCAAUAUCUAAAUACUACGAAAACACACUAGUUCCGGAAAGUGUGAUUUUAGUUUUGGUAGUCCACUCGGUUACCGCGUGAACUGGAUUAAUAAUAUCAACGUAAAUUAAUAGAAGUAAUUAUAAUGAUUGCAGCAUAGAUCACAAACAGCAGUAUGAUAUCACCGAAAAAAAAACCAGUCUAGAGUAUUCUGAAAAGGCGGCUUGGUUGAAUUUGACAUUACUUGUAGUAAUUUUUUGCAUAUAUCCAAAACCAUUUAUGAGGAUUCUUGAACUAGAAAACGGCGAUUCAUAAACACAAUAUUGCAAAAAUGUACGCCCUAAUUUGUGUUCGCAUUGGGCUAGUUGUUGGAUUUCAGACGACGAUAUUUUGUUAAAGCAAAUUCGCAAUCGAAUAAGGCUUAUUAACUAUAAGGUUAGUAAUAUAAGGCUUAGCGAACUACAGGUAUCCACAGUAAGACUGGAUUUCUUCAUAGAGUAGGCUUUGCAGUUCGAUACGCCUUCAAUGGCAAAUAGUGACCAAUGAAUGUAAAUGAUAGAUAUUAAUUUUGUACUGCCACCUCUUUGGUUAGACGUUUUAUUUUGACACUGGCAGAUAAUUGGCUUCAAAUGUUACUCGAGUAAUUAAAUUUCUGCAUUGAGUUGAGUGGCGUAUAAAAAUGAUGUUUGAAAAUAGGAAUUCCUGUAAAUGAGCUUGAUGUGAAAAAAGGUUCAAGGAUACCUUUGUCUAUGCGAAUAUUGUAGUACGUGAAUAAAUUUAUAUACAUAUAUGAGAUACGUACAUACUAUAAAAUGGACCGAACUUCCACCACGCUUCAUUGUUCUAAAAACGAAAUGUGUACUAAAAGUACUCGAUUCAUGUAACUGUGUAUGCGUGUUCACGUGGACCAAGAAUACGCACGAAUAAAACGAAUCAUUUGUCUACGGAUGCCAUCAGUGUCUGAAAGGUGUAGGGUUAAACAUUGGGUUCAGCGAUCACAUCCGUAUAUUAUUGACAUACUUUAUUGAUGACUAGUGUUUAGCAUACGGAUACAUGAUCAGGCCAAAAGACACUCCCAUGAUGUAACACAGUUUGCUGUACUGUUAGCUUUCCUGUAUCCUGUAUGCAAUGAUAAUGUAUCUAUAUGAGACUUUUCUCUGAUAAAUGAGCGAGAAAUACUGUUACUUAAAGCUACCAGGCAGAGUUAGUAUCGUCAAGGGAAUGGGGCCUAACGCUGAAUUUAUAAAGCGGCACUUCAUGAACACCUUAAUAAAUCUUUCUGAGUUUGUUAUGGAUAAUCCCCAAUAGAAUUUACCAAAGUUUAGCUCACUUCAUAGCGCAUCUAAAGGGAUCGAAUCAAAUUAAACCUUGUUAAAUACAGAUGUCACGCUACAACAGCGAAGCUGUUGGGGUAUGCAGUUUAAGCCUGCCGUACGCUGACUGCUGGACUCUACGAGACCCUAUGAUGACGUGCCACAGUGUACAGCGGCCCAAUGACAUUCGGGGAGGCAUCAUUACACGAUAUAUAUAUAUACAAAGCAAGCUAUAUAAACAUAUAUAAAUACACAAGAUUAUAAUAUGAGAAGUAAUAAAAGAGAUAUACAUAUGCGAAAUCCUAGAGUACGAGAACCGAUGCAAGCGUUGCACCGUUGCUUGCGAAGUGUAAACAUUUCUUUUUCAUCGCUGUUCAUCUUCUGAUGUCUUCUAAACGGGGAGCAAAUAAUCGCAGUCUGAAAACAUGUUUUCCCACCAGGACAGCCCGUUCGUCUUGAGGUGUAGAAACGAUACAAGAGAGGGAUUGUGUCCACAUACAGCACACAACAAUUUGCUGACAUACGCUAACAUCUUAGAAACGCUAAAAAAAAUUGGAGUAGAUGACGAAGGGUCAGAUUAUCGGCCUUUUCAUAUCGGGCCCAGUGACACGUUCGAAUUGCAGCAAAAUAUUGUUGUUUCUUCCUAAUUCACUCAUUUUAGUGACACUGGGAGAAAGUUUAGGAGAGAAUAAAUCAGUAGGGGACAGUGGAUGCAUGAAUAAUAAAGAUAAUGAAGCGCUUAACUGUGCAAGAAAUGCCUAUACGAAAUGCUAGUGGUACUACUACUGCAGAAUGAAGUGGUAACGCAUGUAAACGUUUAAGUAUAAACUCUGUGUAUGACCUAGACCGUUACUAUGUAUCAUAGUGCGCGAGAGCGUCAAAGGGUUCAUCAUUUUAUCAGCAUCUUGUAUGUAGCGUGUCGCAUAGUAGAUUAGGCAAACUGGCUCCUCAAUCAAACAACCAUACCAUAGCACACAUUGGAACUUGAAUUAACAACAAAUUUUACUGGCAAAAUCAAUGAGCUAGCUUGACUUGCCAUAGAGGUAAAAGAAUUGCUGUGGUAGCCCAAAUAGAUUAAGGUUGUUUAACGCUGAUUAGACGUUAAGCGGCGACGAAUUAUUACAGCGUACUGAGGAGAUGGUUAUCACCGAUUUGCUCAUGAAGAACUAAACGAUGAAUGCUUAAGUUCCAGAGAUCGAUAUAUAUAUAUAUAUAUAUAUAUGAAACGAUAUAGUAUACAUAUAUUGCCAUAGUGAUUUGUCGUCUCCCUCUUUAUCUUAUACCUAUUACUACGUCUGUAAGAUGUGUAUGUGAAAAGAACAACGAGAAAGAUGAGUUGCCGAUGUGAAGACACGGUAAAAGCAAUUCUAAGAAUACACACGUUAUAUUAUACAUUACUAUAUUAUUACUAUUAUUAUUAUCAUUACCACAGAUACUAUUGCUAUGGCAUAAUGAUCAUUACUAUCAUUAUUGUGUAUUGAACAGAAUAAACUGAGUGUUGGCCAGA